Lepisosteus oculatus (spotted gar) is the source of this 1698-nucleotide messenger RNA. It is a transcript of the gene hoxc10a, whose product is annotated as homeobox C10a. Gene Ontology annotation, cellular component: nucleus. Gene Ontology annotation, molecular function: RNA polymerase II cis-regulatory region sequence-specific DNA binding; DNA-binding transcription factor activity, RNA polymerase II-specific. NCBI's taxonomy places the organism in Eukaryota, Metazoa, Chordata, Actinopteri, Semionotiformes, Lepisosteidae. The record is from RefSeq and is a predicted model, not a curated record. Gene Ontology annotation, biological process: regulation of transcription by RNA polymerase II.
AGAGACCUCGCGGGCAGAUGUCAGCUCCCAACCGCCGUAAUCUUCCUCGCAGCCCUGACUCCUGAACCAACAAUGUCAUGUCCCAACAACGUAGCUACGGGGUCGUUUCUCAUGGAUUCUCUGGUGGGACCCUCCGCGUACCGAAGUGAGGGGUAUUCGGCCGCCUCCGGGAUGUACAUGCAGACGGGCGCCGAGUAUGGCUGUACAGUGAUGAGGAACUGUGGAAUCCUGCCUUCCUCUCUCCCCAAGAGGGACGAACUCAGCCCGGUCAGCCUGCCUCUCGGCUCCUACCACCCCUCGCCUUACCUGGCGCAGCUGGACACGUGGGGGGGGGACCCCAAGGGCUCGUGCAGGACAGACCAACCUGUUGCCAGACCCCUGCCCUCCUGCUCCUUCCCGGCGGGCAACGUCAAGGAGGAAAGUAUGUGCUGCAUGUUCCGGGCGGAUGUCAACGGGGCCAAGGGGCCGGGGGAACCGACCACCUACACCCGACUCGGGGCGGAAAGGAGCCCGCCACAGCGCGCGGUGCCGGUGCCCGGCUACUUCCGCGUCAGCCAGGGUUACCCGGGGGAGAAGGCGCAGGAGGAGGGGGAGUUCGGCCCUGGUUUCUCCUCGGUGGGCAGCCUGGCGUCUCCCAGCGAGACCGCCGCGGUUGCCGGGGUGCCCGUGCCCGAGGCUUUCUCGGAAAACGGCGAGCACGACCGGGACUCGGGCCCCGCCGGCGUCAAGAGCGAAGACGCCGCGGCGGCGAAGAGAUUAGCCGAACCCGAGCCGGAGCGGCUCUCCAAGACGGACAGCAGCACGGACAUCUCGGACAGCGAAGCGAAAGAGAACUCGAAAGCCGAAAAAGUCGCAGGAAACUGGCUGACAGCGAAGAGCGGGCGGAAGAAGAGGUGCCCGUACACAAAGCACCAGACGCUGGAACUGGAGAAGGAGUUCUUGUUUAACAUGUAUCUGACUCGGGAGCGCCGCCUGGAGAUCAGCCGGAGUAUUAACCUCACCGACAGACAAGUGAAGAUCUGGUUUCAGAACCGGAGAAUGAAAUUGAAGAAACUCAACAGGGAGAGCCGAGUGCGAGAGCUGUCUACAGGUUACAGCUACACCUGAGAAGCCUUCCACCGCUUCCAAACAACCACAACCACAGCAGCAAAAAGAUUGAAAUAAAAAAAAGCAGAGCAUGCAGUUUCCGUCGUCCGACAGCCAAAAACAUAAACUCAGUUUUUUAAAAUAAAACCGACGAGUAGCAUUUCAAUACAGAAUUAAAAAAAAUGGGCAGGUUCUCGAGUCAGGUGAAAUAUCUGUAUAACCUUUCGAUUGUUAAAGAAAUAUCUUUGUAAGGACUUUCUUGGAAGUGUGGGGCGCUCUUCUGACAGCGAUACGGUUUUGAAAAUGGAAUUAUAUUGUUUGUGCAUUGUGUCCAAAGUGAAAAUGCGUUUCUUCCACUGUCUGUAUGUAAAAGAAAAAAACUGACACACACUUUGCCCUGCAAUUUCAUUCAUCGUGUUGAAAUUUAUUUUAUGUUAUUUUCGUGGAUGUGUUAUUUGUAACGAGCUGUUGUUGUUUUUUUUCUCCCUUCGGUGCACUAUUUAAUAUGACCUGUUGUAUUUGCAUGUACUUUGCUUCACUGAGCAAUAACAUAUCUGAUAUAUAGAGAGAGAGAGAGAAAGAGAAAAAAUAAAAAUACAUUUUUUUUGUAGA